Molecule: messenger RNA, 1667 nt
Organism: Xiphophorus couchianus (Monterrey platyfish)
Lineage: Eukaryota; Metazoa; Chordata; Actinopteri; Cyprinodontiformes; Poeciliidae
Product: protein NATD1-like
Exons: 3
Coding region: 60-449 (129 amino acids)
Source: RefSeq, a predicted model, not a curated record
CUGCAGAACGACUACUUUUGACCACACUGCGCAUGUGCAGUGUGUUUGUACCGCGUUAAAUGGCUUUAAAAAUAACUUCUAGACUCUUUGGACUGACUCACCGGGUCGUUUCCUGCCAUACCGCCUCCUCCAGCUGCAGCGGACGGUUUAAAGUCCAACAUGACCGACAGAACCGACGCUUCACGGUCACUACGGGCAGCAGCGGCGAAGGGGACAGUGAAUGCGCCGUGCUGUGCUACAGGUUCACCGGGCAGAAGGAGGUGGACCUGAUGUCCACAUUCGUUCCUGAAACGUUUCGAGGCCAAGGCAUUGCUGCUGCCCUGUCCCAGGCAGCCCUGGACUUCCUGCUGGAGGAGAAGCUAAAGGCUCGAGUCUCCUGCUGGUACAUAAAGAAAUACAUUGAUGAGCAGCCGGAGCAGCAGCAGUAUAAAGACUUCAUUAUCUCCUGACUGCAGCCGAUCACUUCAUAAUCUGCACUUCAAGUGAGAUCUGAAUCAACUCUUCAGGACCAGUAAUGUGUUGAAGCAUACUUAGAAAAUCUCUGCAAUUCUUUUCUAAUUUAUUCAAAUAUUUAUACAAUUUAUUCUUGUUUGUAAGAUUAAAAUUAAUUAAAAACACAAAAUCAAAGCACAUUUUCAUUAUUAGAGGCAGAAAUGAUUUGCUAAAAACCAACAGGAAGUGCAGCUGUUGUCACUUUUCAUGUAAAGGAAAAUGGCCGCCCCUUACUAAAACUUUCACAUCAUAUAAAACUAAACUAAAAGUUUCUGUUCUGAUUUUAUAUAACAAACCAGCACAAUGUAGAGCAUAAUUAUAAACUUACUGUUUUCAACAUUUACAACUAAGAACUUGAGUAAUGUGACAUAAAAAUACAUGUAGCUCCUUUACUCUGAUGCCCCUAAAUAAAACCCAGAAGUCAUGAAAUGAGUAAAAAGGGAGAAGGAGCCAAACCCUGUGAAACAUGGCGGUGGAUGCAUCAUGCUGUGGGAUGUUUUUCUAAAAGUAAUGCAGCUCAACAGAAAGUCACUCCACACUUUUCAGAUUGGUUUAAAAAAUUUGUGGCGUUUGGGGGAAAUGUUACACAGGAGCUCGAUGGAUUCAACAUGUUGGAAUGAAGCUAAACUUUUUAUUUACGGUGCUGCUGUGAAAAAACUAAAUCAAACUUCCUCCUGCUACUUCCUGUGUCUUUGUCGUUUUCUCCAGUAGUAACAUCCGGCUGUUGAUCACAUGACUGACACCGAACGUUUUUCAAAAUGCAUAAAUUUUAAUAUGGCUGAAAAUUCACUUCACCAUAAAGCAAAAGGUUAUUUAAUUGAAAAACAUUUUGUUUUAAAUUAGCGUGAAUUUAAAUUUGGUGAAUUUAUUUGAGUAAUUUUAAGUUGCGUAAUGUUGUGGUUAAAGGAAGGUGUGGUCGUUUCUGCAGUGUCACAGUUAUUGACCCAAAUAUUGAAUUUCGGCCCAGAUUCUCCUGAGUGCUUCCGUUUGAGCAUUUCCAGAGGAGCUCCAUGAAAGAAGACAGAAGUCGUCGUUUCCUUUCUCCUGCCUUUAUUCAUUCAUCAGCAUGACGCGUCCUGCAGGCCUGAACGCAUCGCGACGUUCAGGCGUCACACAGGUGGAGCAGGUAACAGGUAACGGCCAGGAUGAGUCCAGUCCACAUCAUUUUGGUUCCA